UUCACACCGCCUCUCCUCGAAGCCCUAGUUUUGGCGGCAAUCAUCGAUCGACGAUUCAACGCAGUGAAGAAGCAAAACGAGAACUCUCAGCUUUCUCCUCUAAUCUCAGAUGGCUCCAAACUCUCGUGUAGUGUCGAAGAGACACAGACCACAUGAGAAAUUCGAUAAGAAAAAAGAUACGAAGAAGGCUAAACUUGUUGUUUCAAAUCAUCCAACAGAGGAGGAGGAGGAUCUAGAUUCAUCUGAAGUAGAAGAAGAAGAACCUGUUGAGGAAGAACCGGAACCAACGGUUUACAGAAAACCGACUACGUAUGAUAAUUUGCUGGCGUCUCUCGGUUCAUCUAACAAAGCUGUUGAUGAUAUGAACAAAAGAAGGCAGAGAGAGGAGGAAGGCAAAAGCGACACAGAAGGAGAUGAUGAGGAUGAGGACGAGGAAGAGGAUGAUGACAGUGGGUCUGAGGAAGAGGAUGAUGAUGAUGAGAUUGAAGGGGCUGAUGAGGAAAGUCUCGGAGGUCUUACUGAGAACACAGAGGAGGAGAAGAAUGAUAAUCGUAGCGAGGAAGAAGAAUCUGACGAUUAUGAAACGGAUGAGGAGCUUGAGUUGACUACCAAUGGCAAACCUUUGGUUGAUGCUUCUUCAUCUGCUAGUGCAUUUAGUGAGCACCUUAGUCACACAUUAUCAAGUGAAGAAGUGAAAACCUUACCCGAAGGCAAGUGGAAAUUUAAAUGGGAAGCACCAGCCGUUGACAUGCCAAAUUGCAAGUGGAAAGGAACAAGACAAAAUUUCCUCGAUGCUGUUCAGAGUGAUGCACCUUAUGGCCUCAAGCCGAAGUUAUUUAAGCACUGGCUUCAGUUAUACGAAAAGUCUGGUGGAAAAGACUUUGACUCAUCUAAAAGAAGAAGAUUCUUCUCCAUUUGCAACAGCUACCUGGAUAUUUUGCAUUCUAACAAGAGACCCUUUUACAAUAAAGGCCGUGAAGAAGACUCAAGUGUUAUGGACGCCUAUCUUAUGCAUUCUUUGAAUCAUAUUUUUAGAACGAGAGAUCUUGUGAAGAAGAAUGAAAGUAAAAUUGCAAAGCAUCGAGAGACGUCUGAACAGGAAAUUCUUUCUGAUGAUGGAUUUCUUGACCAAGGAUUUACUCGUCCAAAGGUAUUGAUUAUACUACCGAUGAGGAGUAUUGCCUUUCGCGUUGUUAAGAGACUCAUACAACUAACUCCAGAAGCUCAAAGGGUUAAUGUGGAACACCUUGACCGGUUUAAUGCCGAGUUUGGAUGUGAAGACGAAUCCGAUGACGAUGAUGAGAAGACAUCCAAAAAUGGAAAAUCGGCAACCCACAAGUCUUCAAAACCUUCUGAUUGGCAAUCCCUGUUUGGUGAGAAGAACAGUGAUGAUGAGUUCAUGUUAGGCAUUAAGCAUACAAGAAAGAGCAUUAGGCUGUAUGGUGAUUUCUAUUCCUCAGACAUGAUUAUUGCUUCCCCCCUCAAGUUACAUAUGGCCAUUGGUCAAGCAGAAGAAAACAAGGAAAAGGAUGUCGAUUUUCUGUCCUCUAUUGAGGUUUUGGUUAUCGAUCACGCAGACAUAAUAUCUAUGCAGAAUUGGUCGUUCCUUACUACAGUCAUCGACCACAUAAAUAGAUUGCCAUCUAAACAACAUGGUACCAAUGUCAUGCGAAUCCGGCCUUUGUAUUUGGAAGGACAAGCACGGUUCUAUCGACAGUCAAUAAUUCUAAGUUCCUAUUUAACCCCAGAGAUGAAUGCGGUAUUCAAUCGCCAAUGCUUGAACUACAAAGGAAAGGUGAAGCUUGCGUGUGAAUACAAAGGUGUUCUCGAGAAAGUGUUGCUCCCUGUCCGUCAGAUUUAUGAAAGAUUUGAUGCAGACUCCAUGACCCAAGCAGACGAUGCCCGUCUUGAAUAUUUUACCAAAAAGAUAUUCCCAAAGAUUAAAGAUUCUGUUCAGGGAGGUGUAAUGAUCUUUAUCCCUUCUUACUUCGAUUUCGUCAGGCUUAGAAACUAUCUGAAGUCGCAGAAUGCCUCUUUUUGUCUUCUUGGAGACUAUACAAAGAAUGCGGAUAUAUCUCGUGCACGAGAGUGGUUUUUUGCAGGGAGCCGAAAGAUAAUGCUUUACACUGAGAGGGCAUACUUCUAUCGGAGAUACAAGAUCCGUGGCAUAAAGAACUUAAUUUUCUAUUCCCUUCCGGAGCGGAAGGAGUUUUACCCUCAGAUUAUGAACAUGCUUGAUGAAGGAUCGUAUGACCUGAUGUCCACUGCACUUUUCUCUCGUUUUGAUCUGCUCAAGAUGGAAAGGAUCGUUGGGACUGCGCACGCAAAAAGACUGAUCAGUUCUGAUAAGAGCAUCUUUGCUUUCUGUUAAGGAGUCAAGAAUGUUCAAGCAUCCCAAGCUUUUGGUGAUCACCAUCGCUCCAGUUUUGAUUUUCUUCUUUUUUCUUUGGUCAGAUAUACAGUGAACCGAUUCAAACCUAUUUAAACUAAACACAAUCUUAGAGAUUGAAUUGAUGUUGUUUCCAUAGAAUUUUAUACAUUCUUCGACAAAGAUUGAAUUGAUGUUUUCAUUGGUUCAAAAAUAUGAAUUAGUAAUUCUGG
Molecule: messenger RNA, 2601 nt
Organism: Eruca vesicaria subsp. sativa (arugula)
Lineage: Eukaryota; Viridiplantae; Streptophyta; Magnoliopsida; Brassicales; Brassicaceae
Source: the annotation of a GenBank genome assembly